Molecule: messenger RNA, 1269 nt
Organism: Lachnellula hyalina
Lineage: Eukaryota; Fungi; Ascomycota; Leotiomycetes; Helotiales; Lachnaceae
Gene: POT1
Product: 3-ketoacyl-CoA thiolase, peroxisomal
Exons: 4
Coding region: 1-1269 (422 amino acids)
Biological process (GO): phenylacetate catabolic process; fatty acid beta-oxidation
Cellular component (GO): peroxisome
Molecular function (GO): acetyl-CoA C-acyltransferase activity
Source: RefSeq, a predicted model, not a curated record
AUGUCUCAAGCACAGAACAGACUGACGCAAGUCUCCGGACACAUCGCGGGCUCUGCGCCUUCAGGAGGAGAUGCUCGGGCGAAGAUCCUUCAGAAGAACCCAGACGAUAUCGUCGUGACGGCAUGCUUGCGUACCGCAUUUACGAAAGGUGGAAAGGGAGGUUUCAAAGACACGCCUGCGGCGGAUAUGCUUGUUGGGGCCCUCAAGUCCCUCAUCGAGCGCUCGAAUAUUGAUCCGGGACUGGUGGAGGAUAUUGCGGUGGGCUCGGUGUUGCCUCCUGGUGGCGGGGCGACUGAGUUCCGUGCUGCUGCACUUGCGGCUGGGUUUCCCGUUUCUGCGGCAGUCAGGAGUUUGAAUAGACAGUGUUCGUCUGGAUUGCAGGCUUGUGUUGAUAUUGCGAAUGCGAUUUCGACUGGCAUGAUUGAAAUUGGUGUUGGCGCUGGUGUGGAGAGUAUGAGUUUGCAAUAUGGACCCGGUGCUGUCACUGAAUUCUCCGAACUCCUCGACUCCCACCCCGAAUCCAAGAACUGCAAAGUUUCCAUGGGCCUGCUCUCAGAAAAGAUGGCCAAGGACCGCAAUGUUCCCCGCACACUUCAAGAUGCAUUUGCAGCAUCCUCAUAUCAAAAGGCAGUCAAGGCACAAGCAGCCGGUCUCUUUGAUGAGGAAAUCGCUCCUCUUAAGGUCAAAUGGGAGGAUCCCAAGACCGGAGAAACAAAGGAAAUCACAGUAGCUAAAGAUGACGGUGUCCGAGAUGGCAUCACCGCUGAAAGUCUCGCCAAGAUCAAGCCUGCCUUCGCCAAAGACGGCUCUAUCCACGCUGGAAACGCAUCUCAAAUAUCAGAUGGUGCGGCAGCAGUUCUGCUCAUGAAGCGCUCUACUGCUGAGCGUCUCGGCCAAAAGAUUCUUGGUAAAUAUGUCGCUGCAUCAGUAGCAGGUGUCGCACCUCUGCUCAUGGGUAUUGGACCUUGGGCAGCUAUUCCUAAGGUCUUUGAGAAGGCUGGUAUUAGCAAGGACGAUGUUGAUAUCUUUGAGAUCAACGAGGCAUUUGCUAGUCAGUGUGUUUGGUGUGCGAAUGAGUUGGGGCUAGAUAUGAACAAAGUCAAUCCCAAAGGUGGUGCGAUUGCGUUUGGACAUCCGUUGGGAUGUACCGGUGCUAGACAGGUUUCUACGUUGCUUUAUGAGUUGAAGAGGAGAGGAGAAAAGGUUGGAGUUACAAGUAUGUGCAUUGGGACGGGAAUGGGGAUGGCUGCGGUUUGGGUAGCUGAAUAG